AUGAUGUCGCAAAUACCUUCUUGCUGUAGAAGCAACACGGGUAGCGCUUAUCCACAAGGCGAUGCCGAGAAAGAGGAUAAGAAUCACACAGAGACAUUCAGAUUCAAAAUCUUAAGCGUCAAAAUAAACCAUUCAGGUGCAACAUGUGGUCGAUUAUUCGGGCCAAUCUCGCUACUCGAAUUCUUCGGGGAUAUGCCACAGAUCAUCAAGGAUCCGAUCAAAGAAGCCAUAGCAUCGCAGGUUGCGGGGUAUAAAACGGAUCCGCGUGAUCGCAGCAAGCACCCCAAAAGACAUCAGCCCAUGGCCAUUAACGCCUUGAACAUCACGAGGAGCUUCGAUGUCAAUGGCAAGCGUGCUAUCUCAAGGACUACAACCAUAGACAGCGUCUCGGGUGUUUCCUUAGCAUGGGGAAAGCUCACUACGUCGCUGCCGCUUUUAGAAUCCGAAGGUGAAAUUGCGACUGCUAGGCGUGAUGGGCAGAUCACCCUGACCGUUGGCGCUCACAUUAUCAACGGACGGUACGUGGAUCUGGAAGCAGGAGAUUAUUUCUUGGUACUUAGAAAGGUGGAGAACCAUUGUAGUUGCACCUGCACCGAUGGAACGUCCGGCGGCGAAUGUAUGGAAACGCAUGAGGCUUACUUUGAAAUAUCUGCCGUCACGCGUGCGAAGAUCGUGUUCAGUGAAAGGCCGUCGAUUAUUCAGCACUCCGCGGAUAUGGGUGAUGGCGUGCCCUGGUUUUUAUGUCUAUCGGAAGAGUUGGAAUUAACCGACCCCCAGUGGCUGCUGAUUAGGGUGGAGCAUUACAUGGUGGAUCUGUUCAUGAACGAACAAGGGUACUUCAAACUGGUAACUAACUACUCGGGAAGUAAGCAAUCGAGGCUUGUUGUGAGCGUGCAAGAUGAAACUUACUUCCUCGAAAGGGUGGAAUUGGGUGGCAAGAUCCUGCUCGUUAAUCCCAUGCAAAUAGAAACUCACGAAGAUAAGUCGUAUAAUAUCCUGUCGAUUGUUGGACGUUGUACUUACGUGCACAAUCUCAUAAAGACGGCGCCCAACCUAUCAAGUAUAAGGAAAGAGGACAAGGUGUCGUUGCAAACCAUCUUGGACUCACUACCUGCCUCCGAUGCACAGAUCAAGCGGUUCCUCAUGAACGCCGUUCCGGCAUCCCCAUGUGAUUACAUGUAUACAGGUGGAGAUAAAUUUGCCUAUUUAGAUCCCAUUUUGACGGCAGAAUUUUGCAUUGCGCUUCUGCGCACGUUGGACAUCCACUUCGCCAGAAGUGAAAGACCAAAAAGUGACGCCGUAAACCCCUCGGUGCGGGAUGUAUGGAUGAUGGUUAUGUCGUUCCAACAAGAGUUCGAUUUUCUACCACCGCAUAUGAGAACCCCCAAGUCGUUGUUCCAAAUAAUGCGAGGCUUGUGUGAUCUCCAUGAAACCUUUACGGAGCUCGAAGACUAUUUGAACAACAUGGGGAACGAAGACAAACUGUUGGAUACGAACAUGCAGUUGAACCUUUUUAAGAUACAUCGUAAAAUAGUCCGGGCUAUAAUUAUCGCAAACGAAAACAAAAAAAUGACGUAUCUUGCCGUCAUCAGAAAGGUCGACUCUUUGUUAUUCGCACCAUCAGUGCCUUCCUAUCUGUUAGACGGUAUGAUACAAUAUCUCAUUAACAGUAUAUUGCACACUGACGAGGAUGUGCUUGAUUAUGUUACAUGCCUAAAGUUCUAUUAUGAAAAGUUAUCGUUUACCGACGUGGCCGAGAAAAUGUCACGCAUAUUCAGGAGUAAAAAACAAACCCCCUUUGAUGCAACGCAGUUUUCGCUAAGUGGCAAGAAGCUUUUCGCUGUCGAUGUGAGUCGCGACAAUGACGAAGUGCUUGAGACUAAAUCGCCGUGUUUGAAUUAUGGCGUUUUCAAACUUAACACCAAGGGACUCACACAACUCAGAUUCAAGUAUGCAAUGAAUUUCCUGCUAUCCCAUUGCAGGAGUCCGUUGUCUCUACAUCUAUCAUUUGUCUCCGAGAGUUUGGUUGCAAAGGAUGAUGGAAUCACGUGCCAACUGCAGGUAUACCGCAAUGAGGACGAAUCUUGCCUAAGAGAUGUUCUGUCUUCUUUGUUUACGAUAAAUCAGCGAUGGAAUCUGGAGGAUAUGGAAAAGAAAAUGGCCAGAUUCUUGGGAAGCAAGACGGCGCUGGAGAGUGUUACAGGUCCACCUAACUUCCACGCCAGGGUUUGGAUAACGAAGCAGAAAAACACGCUCAAUUAUGAGCGUACAGAAUCAGCAGAUACGCAAUACAGAUCAUUUGAAUCCGAAGACACGUCAACGCUAGUAGACGGUAUGCUUCAGCACAUCGAAGAGGAAGCUUACAUUAUCAUAAACUCAAAUGUACCUACCGUGUAG
Babesia ovata is the source of this 2397-nucleotide messenger RNA. RefSeq lists its product as uncharacterized. The transcript has a single exon. The record is from RefSeq and is a predicted model, not a curated record. The coding region runs from base 1 to 2397 and encodes 798 amino acids. NCBI's taxonomy places the organism in Eukaryota, Apicomplexa, Aconoidasida, Piroplasmida, Babesiidae.